Dalotia coriaria is the source of this 2397-nucleotide messenger RNA. Its product is annotated as galactosylgalactosylxylosylprotein 3-beta-glucuronosyltransferase P-like. The transcript has 6 exons. The coding region runs from base 219 to 1214 and encodes 331 amino acids. The record is from RefSeq and is a predicted model, not a curated record. Gene Ontology annotation, molecular function: galactosylgalactosylxylosylprotein 3-beta-glucuronosyltransferase activity. NCBI's taxonomy places the organism in Eukaryota, Metazoa, Arthropoda, Insecta, Coleoptera, Staphylinidae. Gene Ontology annotation, cellular component: Golgi membrane. Gene Ontology annotation, biological process: carbohydrate metabolic process; chondroitin sulfate proteoglycan biosynthetic process.
GCACAAUUCAGUGCCAGUGUCGGUGGCGCGGCGGCAGUUACUCGCAUUCGCGCUCGCUACGCGAUGUGACGCACUGAAAACACAACGCGAUCAGGAAAUAUCAUCAACCGAAUUUAUUCCAUACCUGAAUUAAUUAUAAAAUGGUGCAGGAUGAGUGUAUGUCAAUCACGGUGCGAGAUCAUCCUUGCAUAAAAUCAGGUGCAUAGUGGUGAUAUGUGAUGACGAUGGCCACCAUGAAGCUGCCUCUGAAGAUGUACAUCCUUAUCUUACUCGGCGUGUCUGUGAUGCUCUAUCAGUACAGUUUGUCCAGUGUGAUUGCUUUCAACGGGGCGCCUCUGGAUGGUGCUGAUGUUUUAUAUCGGGGGACGCAGAAUGAGAGUAUGGGGCAUGAAGCCAUCAAAUCUGGAGCUAGACGCCUGGACGUUGCCAUGGCCCUUCCGGUUACAACAACCGCCGAAUCCAAAUUGCCUAUGCUCUACAUCAUCACACCAACGUACACUCGUCCUGAGCAAGUAGCCGAAUUAACCAGACUGUCCCACACAUUGAUGCUUGUCCCCAAUCUGCGCUGGAUUGUUGUUGAGGAUGCUACACAUAAGUCGCCGAAAGUCGAAGCUAUCUUGGCGAAAAGUGGUUUGCCAUAUACUCAUCUUAUAGCCCCGAUGCCAGAAGAAUUCAAAAAGAAGAAAAAAGGUCCCAAGCCGCGUGGAGUCUCAAAUCGCAACAAGGGCCUAGAGUGGAUCCGGCAGAACGCCAAAGAUGGAGUACUUUACUUCGCCGAUGAUGACAACACCUACGACCUGGACAUUUUCGAGGAGAUGCGGCACACCAGACGCGUCUCCAUGUUCCCAGUGGGGCUCAUCACGAAGCUGGGCGUGAGUUCACCGGUGGUCCGAAAUGGUACGUUUGCCGGUUUUUACGACGGCUGGAUUGCCGGCAGGAAGUUUCCUGUAGACAUGGCCGGAUUUGCUGUUUCGGUGGUGUUUCUACACCGUCGGCCUAAUGCCACCAUGCCUUACAAACCAGGUUAUGAAGAAGAUGGUUUUCUGAAAAGCCUGCGACCCUUCGAACCGAAAGAAAUCGAACUUUUGGCCGAUAAGUGUACAAAAAUUCUUGUGUGGCAUACACAAACGAAGAAAAACGAACCCUCCCAGCCGGUGGACACUAGCAAGUACAACAAUACGAAUAUUCUAACGCUGAAGACGAUUCUAGUGUAACGUACACACGUGUACUUUGUUGAAGACGUUUCGUUUCUUGUACGGAAUACGGAGUAAGGUAAAUAAGGCUGUGCACAAUUUCAUUUUCGGCGUGUCGCGUGAGUAAUCACUAUAUACUUCCAGUCAAACACGAGCAAGAAACGCAUGCGCAAUCAAAAUCAACGAAACCUAACCUAAAAACAAAUAACUUAUAUCGCAAUAACUUUGAAUGCCUCUCACACUAUUGCCUCCAAAAAUAAACCACAGAUAAAACACAACGCGGGCGCAUUAAUUUGCAAAUGUAGUUGGGCACCCGCACGAUUAAUUUGCAAAUUAAUUGCAGCGGAAGUACGGCGCCGCGUGUACGAGUUUUGUCCCGAACUUAUAUAAAAAAAAAAAAAAAACAUUACGUAACAUUCCACAAUUUUAUUUCGUGCGCCAGAUGGUUCUUGGACGCGCUCCAAGAGUGUCGCAGCGCAAACACGCACCACUUUAAAAUAAAUCGUAUCAUUCCUAUCGAUUUUUAGCUUGUAAGCUGUUCAUACCAACGCCAAAACAAACACUCAUACAUCUACCAUGUAACGCAAACAGUCCAUGAGUUGUUUUACGAAUUAUUAUAGAUUUAAGUCGAUGAGAUAACGUUUCAUAAUUAACGCACUACCGGCAAUGCGCGCGACAUUGCAAUACCCAGUGGAGAAUGUUUUUAAAUAACCGAGCAUUGUAUAUUUUCGCACAAUAGGUUAAAGAAAAACAAGAAAAACAGGAUUAUAAGAUAAAAAGUGAGUUCUAGUUAGUCAUGUGAGGAUAAAAAGUUGUAAUAUUACAAAAUAUUUGCAUUUUUUAAACUUUCUAUCUGUCAAAAAGGGUUUUAGAUGAAUUUUGACAGUAAAAACUGUCAAAUGUCAAAAUUUUAACCUCAAAAGUUGAAAUUUAAAACUUAAAAGUGCAAAUAUUUUGUGAUUUUGUUACAAUUUUCACGAGUGACAUGAAACUCGAUAGCAUCUUACUGAUUCUUACGAAUAGUACUUAACGUUCGAAGACGUUUCUUAUGUAUCUACCGUACCUAUAACACGCAAGUAUUUAUUAAGAAUUUAAGGAUUUGACUAAAAGCCUAGGUCCGACGCCGUCGUUUUGAUGAAUUUGUGAAGUGGAUAUUAAACUUGUUACAUUUCUUACAUAAAUAAAGAGACAGAAAGAAAGUGAA